AUGUCUAUUUUAACAAAUAUAAGAAAUUUUUUUGAUCAUGUUGGAGAAAAUUUAAAUCAAACUUUUCGAUCACCAGGUAGAUUACCUAGAUUAAAUCAAAAUAAUACAACAAAUAAUACACGUUGUUCUACUGGUCCUCCAAGAAAUUCCCUACUAAGGCGUCAAAGUGUGGCUGCCGAAAGUUUUGAUCCAGAAAAAGACAGUGAUGAAAGUAAUGAAGAAGAGAGACAAAUUUAUCCAAAAUCUGAUAGUCAACGGGCUAGGUUAACUAAUGCUGUCAAAGAAAUCCUACUAUUUCGAUGCCUUGAUGAAGAACAAAAGUCAAAAGUUAUUGAUGCCAUGCAAGAAAUGAAAGUCAAAGAAGGUGACGUAGUUAUCAAACAAGGUGAUGAUGGAGACAAUUUCUACGUAAUUGAAUCAGGCACCUAUGAUAUAUAUGUUAAACAGAAUCAGUCAAAUGACGAGAAAUUUGGUGAAAAAGUUGGAUCAUACAAUGGUCAAGGUUCAUUUGGUGAACUUGCUUUAAUGUAUAAUACAUCACGGGCUGCUUCUAUAAUAGCUACUACAAAUGGUAUACUAUGGCUUAUGGAUAGAAAUACUUUUCGACGUAUUGUACUCAAAGCAGCCUUUCAUAAACGACAAACAUACGUAGAACUACUUGAAGAUAUACCAUUGCUUAAAGAAUUAAGUAGUUAUGAACGUACAAAUGUUGCUGAUGCUCUACAAUCUAGGAUAUAUCAAGAUGGAGCAACUAUUAUUUCUCAAGGUGAAACUGGCAAAGAAAUGUUUAUUAUUGAAUCGGGAACUGUAAGAAUUAGUGUAAAAGAGAAUUCAAAAGAAGUAGAAUUGAGUCGACUUGGUAAAGGUGCUUAUUUUGGAGAAUUGGCAUUAAUUACCAAACGACCUAGAGCUGCUUCAGCUUAUGCUGUAGGUGAGACUAAAUUAGCAGUUUUGGAUGUCGCAAGUUUUGAACGUUUAAUGGGACCAUGCCUUAAAGUUAUGCAAAGAAAUAUUGGUACAUAUGAAAAACAAUUAAGUGAAUUACUUGGAACUAAUAAUCAAUUAAAAUUAAAUGAAUUUAGAUCAAAAUAA
Molecule: messenger RNA, 1092 nt
Organism: Schistosoma rodhaini
Lineage: Eukaryota; Metazoa; Platyhelminthes; Trematoda; Strigeidida; Schistosomatidae
Source: the annotation of a GenBank genome assembly